Acyrthosiphon pisum (pea aphid) is the source of this 520-nucleotide messenger RNA. RefSeq names its product DDB1- and CUL4-associated factor 1-like. The record is from RefSeq and is a predicted model, not a curated record. Gene Ontology annotation, molecular function: protein binding. The coding region runs from base 1 to 498 and encodes 165 amino acids. The transcript is spliced from 4 exons. NCBI's taxonomy places the organism in Eukaryota, Metazoa, Arthropoda, Insecta, Hemiptera, Aphididae.
AUGGGUACAGCCACUGUUGAUGUUAAAAACUCCAUAUAUGAUAUCGCUUGCAAUAGUUAUGAUACUCAAAUAGCUAUUGUUGAAAAUCAAGGCAUAUUUGGAAAUGUUGAUGAGUCAAUUGUUCAAAUAUAUGAUGUUGGUAGAUUUAAAAAUGAAGAUGUUGAAGAUGAACAUGAUGAAAAAGUUGAUUCUGAAAGUUCACGGUCAGAAGACAAAACCAGGUCCAGGUUUCUUUUGUAUAUGGAAGAAAUGAGAGCUGAAGGAAUGACAGCAGGAGGGAGGAAUGAUAAUAUUUCAAGUGGUAGCGGUAGCAAUAUCAGCUCCGAGAGUGUUGGUGAAAGUUCUCGUUCUGAUUCAAGGAAUUAUCUAAGUUAUGAUGUUGCUGAAAGUUCUCGUUUGUUUUCUUCAUCAUCUGAUUUAAGUAAUGAUCCAAGUUAUGAUCCUGGUGAAAAUUCAGACACAGAAGAUGCAGGUGCUUAUUUUUAUUAUAAAAUGUAAUAUAAUUUUAUUAUUUUAAUUU